Molecule: messenger RNA, 800 nt
Organism: Cornus florida
Lineage: Eukaryota; Viridiplantae; Streptophyta; Magnoliopsida; Cornales; Cornaceae
Product: protein GLUTAMINE DUMPER 3-like
Exons: 1
Coding region: 86-550 (154 amino acids)
Biological process (GO): regulation of amino acid export
Source: RefSeq, a predicted model, not a curated record
UACAGUCUACUCCACCAUCUCUCGUCUUCUUUCCUGUUUCUUUCUCCCUUUCUGUUUUUUAAACAUUCCUAAUCUAGAAAUAAAAAUGACGACCACCGAGGCUUUUAACUCGCCGGUACCGACACCGGUGCAACACUCGGCCUGGCACUCGCCGGUCCCCUACCUCUUCGGCGGCCUGGCGGCCAUGUUGGGUCUCAUAGCGUUCGCUCUCUUGAUCCUCGCCUGCUCUUACUGGAAGCUGUCCGGCUACCUCGAGAACGGAAACGGCGAUGGCAGCGCUGAUCCGGACCUUGAGACCGGCGAAACCAAUUCCGAUGAGAAGGUGAAACCCCAGCCGGUGUGGGAAGAGAAAAUUCUGGUGAUAAUGGCGGGACAAGCAAAGCCAACCUUCUUGGCCACACCCAUUUCGAGCAGAGCAUCUUCUUUCGGAAGUAACAGUAGUAGCGGCGAAAAAACAGAGGAAGAGUCCGAAAAGCCGAAACAGGGGAGUGAUGAUCCGGUACAAGAAAGGAACAUGGUGAACCGUGAGACCUCAGAUCAGGUCCCUUGAUUUGUUUCUUCUUCCUCUCUCUUUUCCCCCCAAGUUAUCAUCACUUUAUGAUUAGUUUGGUUCUCCAGAGAUCGUAUUGCAGGUGUUGCUUAGUGGGCUUUUAACCGUGAUUCGGGUGGGCUUUUGUAGGGUAGAUUUUUUUUCAUUUUUCUUUCUUUCCAUUUUUUUUUUGUUUUUUUUAAUUCCAAGUUGCGGAAAUGUAAAUUGUUUUCGGAGAAUGAAAUGGAAAUUUAGCUGUUCUUACUCACAA